Eriocheir sinensis (Chinese mitten crab) is the source of this 9421-nucleotide messenger RNA. Its product is annotated as toll-interacting protein-like. Gene Ontology annotation, molecular function: ubiquitin conjugating enzyme binding; ubiquitin binding. Gene Ontology annotation, biological process: ubiquitin-dependent protein catabolic process. The transcript has 7 exons. Gene Ontology annotation, cellular component: cytoplasm. NCBI's taxonomy places the organism in Eukaryota, Metazoa, Arthropoda, Malacostraca, Decapoda, Varunidae. The record is from RefSeq and is a predicted model, not a curated record. Bases 577 to 1449 code for a protein of 290 amino acids.
UGACUGCGACCCCACUAGUUUAGUUGUAUAUGUGUUAUUAUAAUAUAAUAACACCAUGUUUGAUAUUUUGAGGUCUUGGUGACCCCAUGAAAAAUGCUUGGGGUCGCAACCCCAGGGUUGGGAAAGGGGGUAAUAGAGAGUAUUCUAUUGCAGAUCAAAUAAUUACCUUUUUCUGCUAAGGAUGGUAACCUGUUGCCAUAAAAUAGUAACUCAUUUCUGUUUUAUUAGUUGAUCAAUCUCAUGAACUAAUGACAAAAAAAUUUCAGGAAAAAGUGUCAACCACUAGAGUGAGUUGGGUGUAAUUCUGAAGCAGCAGCCCGCUGUGUGCGUUUUCUGACACCUGAGCGUUGGCAGUGCUGGAGUGACACUGCUUCAGGGAGCUCUGGGCACCUUGCGUUGAAUUUUUUUAAAAAUAUGGAGGACUUGCACCUCCUUCACCUCUUCAAGCAAUAGAUUCACAUGAUACUUAUGAUUUAAUAUUGUGUUGUCAGGCAGAUUUCAGAACAUACGGUAUAAGUGACAGCCAAGAGCCAGGCCCUUCAUUCACAGUGUUACCCCCACGACAGAAUCAGGACAAUGUUCCCACUCUUUAUCCCCAUCCCAAUCCCCAUACGCACGGGGCGUGGCAGCAUCCACUACGUCCAGAACCACACCGUGCCCCCCAACACCUCUGUUAUGCUGGGCACGCUGCCGAACGACUUCCUGCGCAUGCCCCAGGUGCCGCAGAACCAGGAGGAGGCUGACCACGCUGCAGCACUCCACCUACAGCACCAGAUGUUGGCACAGACACCGCAGCAGGCCGUGGGCAGGCUGCAGAUGACGGUCGUGUCGGCAGUGCUCAACAAGAACUACGGCAUGACGCGCAUGGACCCGUACGUGCGUGUGAGGCUCGGCCACUACGUGUACGAGACGCAGACUGACACCAACGGGGCCAAGACGCCUCGAUGGAACAAAGUUUUCCACGUUUACCAGUUCCCGAAAGGCGUCAACACCAUCCACAUUGAGAUCUAUGAUGAGCGGACGCUGACGGAUGACGAGCUGAUUGCCUGGGUGAACCUGCCCAUCCCAGAGACAAUAUUCCAGGGAGAGACAGUGGACGAGUGGUACAGCCUCUCGGGGAAGUUGGGCGAGGGGCAGGAGGGUACCAUCAACAUUGUCUUGUCCUAUAGCAACUCACCCGCGCUCCCCCACACCUACGGCCCCGUCAUGAUGAUGUCACCCUAUGCCUACCCUGAGUACGCCCGGGUGCCUGUUUACACCCUCCCGCCCUCACACCACCCGCCCACCGCCACGCCCUCACCCACACGGCCCAUUUCCGAAGAGGACUUGAAGCAGCUCGGAGAAAUGUUCCCGUCGGUGGAGCCGGAGGUGGUCAAGUCUGUGCUGGAGGCGUCGAGGGGAGACAAGGAGAAGGCGAUCAACUCCCUUCUUCAGAUGCAGGAUUUGUGAGCUGACCCGAUGCUUCCUCCUCCUCCUCCACCGCCGCCUCCUCCUCCUCAUCCUCCUCCUUCUGGCCACCACCACAACCACCUCCAAUAUUACCAAAACUACCAACACCACUUAUGUCCUUAUCACCACCAACAUUACCACUUGGAUCAGCACCGUUACUACCACCAACACUGCUUACAUCACCAACACCACCACCACCACCACCAACACCACCAGUAUGCAGAUUGCCCCCACCACCAACACCACCAACAUCACCACCACCAAUACAAAUACUAACAUCUGUAACACCACUUUGCAUCACCACCACAAACACACAGACAGACAGACAGAUGGUGUUGACAUUGAUUUCCACUCUCAAGAAUAUAACAGACAUUGCCACUACUUAGAACCACACACACAAACACACAAACACACAAACAUGGUGAUGGUAAUGAUUGUGACUCGUAUUCAGAAAGAGAGAGAAAGAGAAAAAAACUUGUAUUCUCAUGUUAUUUCUUUCAUUCUUGAUAUUCAGUUUAUUUAUCCCUCUGUUUUUUUUUGUUUUGUUUUGUUUUGUUUUCUCAUUAUUCAGUUAUGUUUCCCUGUCCAUGUUUUCUUUACUUGUCAUUAUUCAGUUUUUUAUUUUUUCCCUCCAUUUUUUCUCCUUUUUCGUUUUUUUCAAUAUCGUUUCAUUAUUUACUUUUUCCUCGGUGCUGUCCAUUUAUUCGUCCCUUCCCGCGUGUUUCAAGGCUAAGGGUGUUUUGCCAGAUAUGUCCCUAUCCCUCUAUGCUUGCCUCAUCUACAGCUUGAACCCUCAUCUCAUCACCUACCAGCUUGAAGGGACCAUUUCGGCACAUAUUGUAAAAGGAGAGAAAUUAUGGUAAAAUGAGAAAAGGAAAGUGCAGAUAGGGAAUGAUAUAGCUUUUAAAGAUGAUAAAAGGAGGAGGAGGAGGAGGAGGAGGAAGAGUUCUAUGAGAGUUAUGUGAAGGUUAAAAGGAGGGAAAGGAGGAAAGGGGAAAAUACAUAGCCAGUAAAGAUGAUAAAAGGAGGAGGAGGAAGAAUUUUGUGAGAGUUAUAUGAAAAGCAGGGAUGAAGAUAAAGAAUAGUAAGGAAAGUACCGGGAAUAAUCAAGGGAGACGGCAAGAGUGAUAAAGAGGAGAAAUAGUAAAGAAUGAAAAUGAAGUAAAAAUAAAUAUGAGGGAGGAGGGAAAUGAAGAGGAGAACAAGUAGUGAAAGAAAGAGGGAAUAAUGCAAAUAAUAAAGAGGAACAUAAGAGUACCUAGUAAUGAUAAAGAGGAGGAGGAUGAAGAGUAAAGAGGAGAUUAAAGUCUUUUCCGCAAGUUGCCAAAGAAAAUUUACGAGACAACGAAAGCAUGUUCAAAGAGAGAGAGAGAGAGAGAAACGAGCAGAAAAAGGAAAAAAAGAAGAAAAAAAGAGAAGAGAUGAAUUUUUAUAACCAUCUCGGUCCCUCAAUUAAGACCAUGACACCCUAAUAAAGGACUCUAAGGGACACUAACGGAUUUGAACUCUCCUCUAAUUAUGCUCAUUAUGGGUAGUUUGCGAGUGACUUGAUUACUGUGGGGUGCGACUACAGUGCUGGUUCUUUAAUUUAUUGUCGUUAGUGUUCAGGGUAAUAUAUGUUUAGCUGUGAAUUUGUGUCGUGUUAUUCUUAUUAUUAGUGUUAUUACUGCAUUGCUCUAUUGUUCUUAUGGUUAUUCUUCUGUGUCUUAUUCUUCUUCAUACUGUUCUGCUUUUGUCAUUCUAAUUGUUUUUUUUUGUUUGUCUUUGUCAUUUUUGUAUUUCUUUUUGUGUUUCAUUUCUGAUAAUUUUUCUCUCCUCCUCCUCCUCUUCUUCCUCUUUCUUCUUCUGCUUUUCCUUUUUCCUUUGUUAUUUCUGUAUUUCUUUUUUGGUUUCUGGUCUUCUAAUUCUGUUCUCCUCCUCCUUCUCUUCCUCCUCUUCCUUCCUCUGCAUUUCCUUUGUUAUUUCUGUAUUUCUUUUUUGGUUUCUAGUUUGCUAAUUCUGUUCUCCUCCUCCUUCUCUUCCUCCUCUUCCUUCUUCUGCAUUUCCUUUGUUAUUUCUGUAUUUCUUUUUUGGUUUCUAGUUUGCUAAUUCUGUUUUCCUCUGCCUCUUCCUCCUGCUUAUCCUAUUUUAUCUUCAUUCUUUUUCUUGUCUCCUUUUUUUGACCUCCUUCUGCUUCUUCCUUAUCUUUUGUCGUCUCAUUCUUGUUCCUCUCAUCUUUCUUCUCAUUCUUCUUCUUGUUCUGUCAUCAACAUAAUUUUCUUCUUCUUCUUCUUGUUUUUGUCACUGUUGUUGUGGUUUUCUAUUCCAUAAUGGUAAUAAUUUCAAAGACUAAAUUGUGGUCCGAUGUGUAGGAUUAGUUUGCCAGUUAAUCGUGCUAUGUGUUAUCUUAUCAUGUUGGCUCUUUGUUAUGUUAUUAUCAUUACUAUUAUUACUGUUAUUGUCAUUAGUUUUCACUCAUAGUUUUCUUUUUUCAUUGUAUCCUAAAAUUAUUUGUUACUCUAUUUCCAGCGUUUUUCAUUGAUUUGUUCUCCCGUUUUCUUAGCAUUUGAGUUUCCGUUCGUAUUUGUUUGGUUUAUUUACUGUUAUUACAGGUUGAGAAUCCCUUAUCCGAAAUUCCUGGGACCGAACGUGUUGUGGAUUUCGGAAUUUCAGGCACUUUUUCAACAAUAUCUUUACAGCACAGAGCACACAACACGUAGUAAUCACAAUGAGUAGCGAGCGAAGGUGUUACUGUGACGACUGUUGACGACUAACUAACACAUCGCAGCACUAGAGUUACCAGGUCAUGCAAGCGGUGGUGGCGGGCAGAUGUUUUUACGCCCAAGGUGCUGACGCAGCAAACCGCGGACCUGGCAACCCUGAACAGCACACAACUUAAGGAUUUUCAACCUGUACCAUUAUUAUUUACUGAUUAUAUUUUCUUUUAUAUUUUUUUGUAGUUUCUAAUUCAUUGUUGCUUUGCCUUCUAUUGCUUUUCAUCAGUUAUUUAUUCCUGCAUUUUCCAAAACCGUUUAUUUACCUCAUGCAUUUGUUUGCUUUAUUUAAUCCGUCACACUUACGAGAAACAUUUAUUGUCGUGUUACUCUUUUAGCGUCAGUGUUUUGGUGGUCUAUUUAUUGAAGCUUAUAGAGUGCUGUUUUGAUCGCUUGUUUGGUCAGUGUGUGGACGAUGAAGAAUUGGGAUUGCCUAUAUUGGCCUGAGAGGAGGAUCUGGUAUUGAAUGACAUCAAAUAUUCAAUUGAUGAGGUACAGGACAGGUGAAAAUGGAAAAAGGACUAGUCAAAAGCGCAAUAGAAAUAAUCAGUACCACCAGAAGUAGACAGUGGGAUGAGAGAUGCAGGUUAGGAGAGAAUAGAAAAGACUGAUAGAUAUUGCCGCCAGAAAUAGACAGUGGGGUGAGACGCAGGUUAGGAGAGAAUAGAAAAGACUGAUAGAUAUUGCCGCCUGAAAUAGACAGUGGGGUGAGACGCAGGUUAGGAGAGACUGGAAAUGACGCAACAAAAACAGGAUUCAGUUUGGUAGUACAGAAAAAGAGACCGUGGGAAAAUUGGAAAACAGAUAAAAUAGACGAGACUGAUAGAUAUCGCCGCCUGAAAUAGACAGUGGGGUGAGAUGCAGGUUAGGAGAGACUGGAAACGACUCAACAAAAACAGGAUUCAGUUUGGUAGUGCACGAAAAAGAGACAGUGGGAAAAAUGAAGCACAGAAUAGAUUAGAAAAGACCAAUAAUCAGUACCAUCGGAAAUAGACAGUGGGGUGAGACGCAGGUUAGGAGAGACUGGAAACGACGCAACAAAGACAGGAUUCAGAUUGGUAUUGCACGAAAAAAAGACAGUGGAAAAAAUGGAGAACAGAAUAGAGCAGAAAAAAAAAAAUGAUCCCAAAACAAUUCAUAUAGUUAGUACCACCAAAAAUAAACAAGGGAAUGAGCGAAACAGAAGAUAAUGAAAAAUAAGAUGUCCCAACAGUUAGUGCCACCGGGAAUAGACAGAGGGUGAGAUGCAGGGCAGAAAAUAAUAGAAAAGACUCGUAGGACCAAAUCAAAAUAAAGAAGGGCACUGAUCAAAGUACCCCUCACUGGCUUAAAUUAUUUUUCAGAAGUGGAAGAAUAUUAGUUAGUUAGACAAUAUUCCUUCUGUUAGUAAGUUGGUUAGACAAUAUUCUUUUUGGCCACUUAGUUAGUUAGACAAUAUUCCUUCUGUUUGUUAGUUAGACAGCAUUUUUCUGUUAGUUAGUUAGACAAUAUUCUUUCUGUUAGUAUCAAGACACCUCUCCAUCCCAAAUUGACUCCUCUGGCCAAUCUAUUUUCUUAUAUAGGGGUAGUACUUAGUAGGCAUUGUUGUUUUUUUGUUUUGUUUUGCCUCUCAGCUAUUUCCUUUACCAUAAAAAUGUAUCUUGACAACUCUCCAUCCUAAAUUGACUCUCCUCUGGCCAUUCUAUUUUCUUAUUUAGUUAGUCGUAUUUACUUAGCGGGCAUUACAGUUGUCCCUCAAAUAGUACGGUUUCCAAUAGUUCGGUUUUGGUUUUAUGUGGAUUUUCUAAGAAGAUUUUUUAGGAUUUUUAAAUUUCCCGACAAGCAAGAAAUUUAAAAAUCCUAAAAGUUCUUCCAUGACAAUCCGUAUAAAACCAAAACCAAACUAUUGGAAACUGUACUAUUUGAGGGGCGGCUGUAUUGUUUUUUGUUUUGUUUUUGCCUCUGAGCUGUUUCCUUCACCGCAAAAAACAGUAUCUUGCAGGGGGCUUCAGAACCGUGUGAAACCAUGAAAUCUUACGACGAUAUACAGUUUAUUAGAAGACUUAGCAAGCUGACUUUAUGUGGGUUACGUUCAGUCUCGUCCUGUGAUAUUUUGUGAUUAUUUUGCUCACGCCGAGGGAACAGGGUACGUAGGUAGUUGCAAAGCUCUCAGGCACCCAGGAAAGUAAGGUAGAAAAAAUAGUUGACCAGAUAACCAGCCUCAUAACCUCUCAAGUCAGGUGUAUUGGCUGGUAACAUUAGGGCAGUGUGUAGGGUCAUAUUAAACAUUUCAAUGCCCAAGCUCACAUAUUUAAGGCUUUCAUAGGAGUUUUUAGCAUUUGUAGGGGUAUUCUUAUGACCCUGGUGGUAGUUUGACCCUUCCUCUGUACCAUAAACCUUAAAAACACACUCAUUAGAACCCGACAGAUCUCCUUAAUGGCCUUUGGAAAUGGUUGGUGUGAGGGGCGGAAGCGUCUGUGAAUACUGACAUUAGUGGCUUUGUGAGGGUGUGUGUCGCAAGAUUUUUCCCAUCUGAUGUAACUCACUCUCCUGUUGUAGUGAUUUUUCUUGAUAUACAUUUUGCAGAAUCUUUUAUGUAGGCUGAAGCGGUAUGUAUGUGUGUGUGACGGGCACUAUUUAUGUAUGUGUAUAGCUUGUUUUUUUUGGUAUUUGUAAUUGAUUUUUAUGUGUGUGUGCAUGUGUGAGGGGUUGGGCUUGUGUGUGUGUGUGUGUGUGUGUGUUUUUAUCGUAAGACUAAAUUCGACAGUGUUAUAAUUGCAAGGGUUGAAACUAGAGACUUAACACUUCAAUAUUGUAAAUGCAGCAAAAGUUAACCUGCAACAAUUAUUAAAGAAAAAGGUAUACUAAAAUGUUUUCUUAGUAUUUGAAAUGUGGUGUGUGUCAGCUAGGAGUAAGAAAAAGAAAACUGGAGUUGGAUAUCAUAGCAAAGGUAAACUAUAAUAAUGUAAAGAGAGAGAGAGAGAGAGAGAGAGAGAGAGAGAGAGAGAGAGAGUUUGAUAUUAUUGCAAAGUUAAUCUAAAAAUAACUUGAGUGUCAGGUAUGAAGGGCUUAUAUGUGUGUGUGUGUGUGUGUAUGUAUGUGUGUGUGUGUGUGUGUGUGUGUGUGGGGAGGGGUAGUGUUAUAAUGUUAAGAGAGUGGAACCGAGAAACUGGCUGUGCUAUUGCUUCUCUUGCAUCAUUUUGUGUAUUGAAUCCUUCCCUUUCAAUGUCAUAUAUGAAGGCUGAGGUGAACAUUGCUGGUGGUGAAGCUGGUGACGCUACUCUUGUGCCACUUCGGUUCUAAUGCCCCAUACGACCAUGUGUAAAAGCUAUCCAGAGAAAACCAUGCAUGGGACACUAACAUAAGAGUAAGGUGGGAGGGACAUGCAACUUUGUGAUAUAUUAAAACAACCAGAAUGAUUUAUAUUAACCUAUUCAACUCAGUCUUAUAUAGUAGAAAUUGUCGAGGAAAGCAUACAUAGAAGAUACAGAUUAACGUAAGUGGAGGAUGGUAGUGACUUGUAACUUUGUGAUAUAUGAAGGUAAUGCAAUGUCGAGCAAGAUUUAUAUUAACCCAUUCAACUCAGUCUUAUAUAACAUGGGUAAUAUCUGUCGAGGAAAGCAUACAUAGAGGAUACAGAUUGACAUUAAGGAUUGUGGUAGAGACUGUGAUAUAUGAAGAUAACCAGAAAGAUUUAUAUUAACCCAUUCAACUCAUUCUUAUAUAGCAUGGGUAAAAUUUGUCAAGAGGAAAGCAUGCAUAGAAGAUACAGAUUAACAUAGAGGUAUGGACUUCUAACUUUGUGAUAUAUAAAGGUAACCUAUUGUCGAGUGAUUCGUUUUAACAUGUAAUUCAUUCUUGUAGCUUAUCCACAUCCUUCUGCAUUUAAGUUGUGAAAAUUAAGUAAUGUAGGAUUGAAUAUAGAGAUUUUUUAUACAUUUAAUGCUUAAAGUUUUAAUGAUAUGGUAAUGUGACUUUUAAUAGAGCUGUAUCCAGACUCAUAUGAUAUCAAGACUACACAGGUUUAAGUAUUGAAGGUAAUGUGAUGUGCCCAGUUAAAGAAAGAAAAGUUUGUUAAUAUAAAUGUUAAGUUUGGAUUGAAGUUAAUAUGAUUUCACAUGUUAAAAAAAACACAACCUCAUAAGAGAAAGUAAGGACAUGAAAAAUACACACACACACACACACACACACACACACACACACACACACACACACACAUCCAUUCAGAAUCACAAACACACACAAACACAUCAAAUGAAAAGAAGAACAAGAACAAGAAGAAUGUUAGAGGAAAAAAGGAGUUUGUUAAUUUGAAGGCUCAUUUAAAAUCAACAUAGGUGCACAGGUUAAAUAAAUAAGGUGCAGAUUUGUAAUGGUUAAUGUUAUGCUUGUCCUGUUACGAUUGUCGCCGGGAUUUUUAAACAUUGUACAAGUGUUUUUAAGAAUUAUGUGGCUAGUUUGGGCCAAUCAACUCCAUUUUUGGGAUGAGUUAUUCAGAAGCAUGAAGGUAGAAUUGGUGGAGUCGACAUCAGCCCAAUUAAGUGAAUCUGCCGGAGCUGUCAUUUUUACGGCCAGGUGUCAGGUGUUGUCAGGUCAGGCUCCCUCUUAAUGGGCUCGGCCGGGCUCGCCCACCCCCAUCUUUUGGCCGUAAAUUUGAUAGUUCGUCAGAUUCACCUCAAUGAAUGGGAUUAAUGGGCCGUGUUGACUCCACCAAUUCUACCUCCAUGGUGUGUCUAGUUAGCCUGAACAGAGUAUUACACCACCACUUAACACCACCACCAACAACAACACCUCCACCACUACAUAUUGACUCCCUCCACCAUGACUAACACCACUUCCACCUCCAACACUUUUCCCUUCACCACUAACACCACCACCACCACACCUAACACUACAACUCUACCCUCUUGACCACCAUGACAUGUUCAGGAGUGUUGGAUUUUUACAGAAUUGUCUUUGUUUUUUUAAUAUGGAAGUUAAAAAGAGUCAAACAGGCCACAAUACUUGAUAAAUACCAAUAUGAUGUUUGAAGAAUCUUGCAUAUUAAGCUUCUGACCCAAUUCCUGUUUAUUCCGUACUAUGGCAAGGUUACCACAUCAUUAUAUAUAUAUAUGCAGCCCUUGGUACUUCAGACUCGUGUUGCUUUGUACUGAUUCUGCUCCACUGCGAGAGUUAAUACCGUGUUCAUUGUUGUAUAUUACUGUCCCAUGAAAGCCAAAUACAUUAUAUAUAUGUAAGAA